This is a messenger RNA of Effrenium voratum, 642 nucleotides long. Lineage: Eukaryota; Dinophyceae; Suessiales; Symbiodiniaceae. The record is from the annotation of a GenBank genome assembly.
AUGCGGACAGAGCCCUACUGGCAUGCGUCGGUGGGGAAGAAUGCGGCCCACGCACAGGCGGAAGAGCAGAUCCUGGUGAAUGUGGACGGGGACAACAUGAUUGGCGCAGGCUUCCUGAGGAACGUCUGCGACAAGUUCGCGGCCGGGGACUGUGCAGUGGCGCAGUACGAGCUGGGCCAGGGCACCUGCGGCCGCAUCGCCUUGCGCCGGGACACCUUCUGGGAGCUUGGCGGCUACGACGAGGACGCCUAUCCCAUGGGCUGCCAAGACACGGACCUGGUCUUGCGGGUGAAGAUGCUGAACCGCGGCAGGCACGUGAAGGUGCGGGACCCAACCUUCUCGCAGGCCAUCAGCAACACCCAGGAGCAGAAGAUUGAGAACUGCGACCCACAACUGGGAUUCAAGAAGUGGGGCCAGAUGAACGAGAAGAACCGACAGAAGUUCCUGCAGCGCCGAAGCAACGGCGAGAUCCGUCGGAACCAGGCGGCCGGCACCAUGGGCGUGGCGCUCGUCUGGCACCGGUACGUGGACGGGGAGUGCCGACAGAAGUCCCUGGACAUCGCGCGGCUCAAAGUGGACCCAGUCCCGAAGCCGCCGGUAGAGGCGCCGCAAGAGCCGGAGUUGAUCAUCGAGGAGUGCUAG